Myodes glareolus (Bank vole) is the source of this 1420-nucleotide messenger RNA. RefSeq names its product fibroblast growth factor 18 (gene Fgf18). Gene Ontology annotation, molecular function: growth factor activity. The record is from RefSeq and is a predicted model, not a curated record. Lineage: Eukaryota; Metazoa; Chordata; Mammalia; Rodentia; Cricetidae.
AUGGAGUAUUCAGCGCCCUCCGCCUGCACUUGCCUGUGUUUACACUUUCUACUGCUGUGCUUCCAGGUUCAGGUGUUGGCGGCCGAGGAGAACGUGGACUUCCGCAUCCAUGUGGAGAACCAGACGCGGGCUCGCGAUGAUGUGAGCCGGAAGCAGCUGCGCUUGUACCAGCUCUACAGCAGGACCAGUGGGAAGCACAUUCAAGUCUUGGGCCGUAGGAUCAGUGCCCGUGGCGAGGACGGGGACAAGUAUGCCCAGCUCCUAGUGGAGACAGAUACCUUCGGGAGUCAAGUCCGGAUCAAGGGCAAGGAGACUGAGUUCUACCUGUGCAUGAACCGAAAAGGCAAGCUCGUGGGGAAGCCUGAUGGUACUAGCAAGGAAUGUGUGUUCAUUGAGAAGGUUCUGGAAAACAACUACACGGCCCUGAUGUCAGCCAAGUACACAGGCUGGUACGUGGGCUUCACCAAGAAGGGGAGGCCUCGCAAGGGUCCCAAGACCCGGGAGAACCAGCAGGAUGUGCACUUCAUGAAGCGUUACCCCAAGGGGCAGGCCGAACUGCAGAAGCCCUUCAAGUACACCACCGUCACCAAGCGUUCCCGGCGGAUCCGCCCUACUCACCCCGGCUAGGUCCGGCCACACUCAUCCCUAGAGAACUACAUCAGAGGAAUAUUUUUACACGAAAAAUAAGGAAGAAUUUCUAUUUUUGUACAUUGUGUUUAAAAGAAGACAAAAACUGAACCUAAAGUCUUGGGGGGGCCGGGGCGAUAGGAUUCUACCAUUGACCUGAACCCCAUGACAAAGGACUCACGAAAGGGGACUGCUGUCAACCCACAGGUGCUUGCCUCUCUCUAGGGCGUGACAACUCAAAACUCAUCCCCAGAGGAGGACUCGAAUGAGAAAACUGACGCAGCGAGAAACCAAAGUCCUUUUCCCCAAAGGUUCUGAAAGAAAAAUAAAAAAAAAAAAAGCAGAAAGGAAAAAAAAAACAAAAGAAAGAAAAAGAAACGUAGUGCCCCCCCUCUCACCUCAGCCCCCCUCCCUGACCCUCCCCCAGCCCUAGACUCCAACAAGAAUCGCUCUCUGGUUUGCAGUCGUUUAUUUAUUGUCCACUGCAAGCUGUCCCGCGACACCGCGCAGGGAAGGCGCCCCUGAGAAUUCUCCGCGCCUCGACCUUCCGACGACAGACGCCUCGUCCAAUCAUGGUGGCCUGCCUUGCCCGCAGUUCUGGAGGAUGCUGCUAUGGACCUUCCGUGACUCACGUGACCUAGUACACCAAUGAUAAGGGAAUAUUUUAAAACCAGCUAUAUUAUAUAUAUUAUAUAUAUAAGCUAUUUAUUUCACCUCUCUGUAUAUUGCAGUUUCAUGAACCAAGUAUUACUGCCUCAACAAUUAAAAACAACCCACAAAUUAUUUAAAAAAA